AUGAGUACCCCGAUCUUUACAUGCAACUCCUGUGUUAUCCAAUUCAAAUCCAGUGAUUUGCAACGUUAUCACAUGAAAACAGAAUGGCAUAGGUACAAUUUGAAAAGAAGAGUCGCACAGUUACCACCCAUUCCUGCUGAUCAAUUCGCAGAAAAGCUACAACUAUCUGAGCAGACUCAAAGUUUAAUUGAUGAAUUUGGCUUCCCCGUCUUGAAACCUGUAUCUCAACAUAACCGCCAUGCUAUCGACAAGAGGAAACCUCAUCGCAAGCACAGCCGUGAGGUGAAACCAAACGAGAAAGAGGUCGUUGAAGAGGAUGUGCAAAUUGGACACUCGUUAGCUAAAGUCGUCUCGGCUGCUGAAUCUAUCGAGUCGCACUUUUCCAAAUUAUCUGUGAAUACAGAAAACACCAAUACCACAGAUUUUGGGGAAGACACUGUUUCUGAAUAUGGAUUCACCAGUGAUUCAAACUACGAUUAUAAUUCAAGUGAACAUGAGGAUGACCUCCAUUCGGAUCAACUCUCGGUCCAUGAUAAAUACCAUGUGACUGAUUGUAUAUAUUGUGGUGUGAAGAAUAAAGAAAUUGAAAGAAACGUUAAACAUAUGUUCCAUAAACAUGGUCUAUAUAUCCCUGAGAGAAGUUAUUUGGUAGAUUUGAAAGGAUUAUUGAAUUUCCUAAUCGAGAUAAUUAUAAUAGAAAAAACAUGUCUAUGUUGUAACUUCCAAGGUUCCACUUUGGAAAGUAUCAGAGAUCACAUGCGUUCUAAACGUCAUUGUAGAAUGCCAUAUGAAACUAAAGAGGAAAGACAAUUAUUUGCCCCAUUCUAUGACUUCAGUUCUCUUGAAGAGGAAGAAAAAGAAGAAACUGGAAAGACUUCCGCUAAACCAAAUAGUAAACAAAUUCAUUUCAAUGAAGCAGAGAAGGAAAUUCCAGAGGAAGACAUUAACUCUAAUUAUACCACUGUCUCGGUUGAUGAGACUGGGCUUGAGAUGAUUUUACCAACUGGUGCCAGAUUAGGACACAGAGCAGGACAAAGAUAUUACAGACAAAACAUACCUGUGUCCUCUCAAGGAUCAGAAAGCAGAAACACAGUCACUGCAGCUGAUAGAAGAAUGAUUAGCGGUGUAACUGAAAAACAAUACAAGAAGGGCUUGAAGAAAAUGCAACAAUUAGAAAAAAGAGCAAUUGAUGAACAAUUCCGCCGUGAUGUUAAGAGACUGAACUUCCAAACAUAUUACAGAGACGAAUUAUUACAAUGA
This is a messenger RNA of Naumovozyma castellii, 1260 nucleotides long. RefSeq names its product Reh1p (gene REH1). The transcript has a single exon. The record is from RefSeq and is a predicted model, not a curated record. NCBI's taxonomy places the organism in Eukaryota, Fungi, Ascomycota, Saccharomycetes, Saccharomycetales, Saccharomycetaceae. The coding region runs from base 1 to 1260 and encodes 419 amino acids.